UGCCCUCGUUCUUCCCGCCUCCUGCCACGAACUCGGGCCCCGCCCCGGGACUGCAGACUUGCCCCCUGCAGGAACCCAGCCCUUAGGGGGCGCGAGCCGGGUGUCGUUAAAGCCGCGGAGCUCUGGAGGGGCGGGAUUGCGGGGACUUCGUACUCUUCGACUUGGUUGUGCGGGGAGCGCGAGCAGCGGUUGCCCCUCGGCCGACCUGCCCUGAGUAGGCGGCAGCCCGGGCAGGGGCUCCGAGGGGGAGAAACGGUCGCUUGGGCUGCCAGCGGUGGAGAGGUAGGGGGAGCAUUCUCGGGCUCCCAGGUCUAUCAGAAACACGGGGAUCCACCGAGGCGCCGUCUUCUCUGUCAGUUGAAAUGUCUAUGAUUUUAUCUGCCUCAGUCAUUCGUGUCAGAGAUGGACUGCCACUUUCUGCUUCUACUGACUAUGAACAAGUCACAGGUGUGCAGGAAUGCAGAAAGUAUUUUAAAGUGCUCUCGAGGAAACUUGCUCAGCUGCCUGAUAGAUGUACACUGAAAACAGGACAUUAUAAUAUAAAUUUUAUUAGCUCUCUGGGAGUGAGUUACAUGAUGUUGUGCACUGAAAAUUACCCCAAUGUUCUGGCCUUCUCUUUCCUGGAUGAGCUUCAGAAGGAGUUUAUUACUACUUAUAACAUGAUGAAGACAAAUACUGCUGUCAGACCAUACUGUUUCAUUGAAUUUGAUAACUUCAUUCAGAGGACCAAGCAGCGAUAUAAUAAUCCCAGGUCUCUCUCAACAAAGAUAAAUCUGUCUGACAUGCAGAUGGAAAUCAAGCUGAGACCCCCUUAUCAAAUUUCUAUGUGUGAGCUGGGGGCAGCCAAUGGAGUCACAUCUGCAUUUUCUGUUGACUAUAAAGGUGCUGGUAAGAUUUGUUCUGCUCACCAGCGAUUGGAACCAGCAACUCUAUCAGGCAUUGUGGCAUUUAUCCUUAGUCUUUUAUGUGGAGCUCUGAAUUUAAUUCGAGGUUUUCAUGCCAUAGAAAGUCUCCUGCAGAGUGAUGGUGAGGAUUUUAAUUACAUUGUUGCAUUUUUCCUUGGAACAGCAGCCUGCCUUUACCAGUGUUAUUUACUUGUCUACUACACUGGCUGGCGGAACUUGAAAUCUUUUUUGACUUUUGGCCUAAUCUGUCUAUGCAACAUGUAUCUUUAUGAACUGCGCAACCUCUGGCAGCUUUUCUUUCACGUGACUGUGGGAGCUUUUGUUACGCUACAGAUCUGGCUGAGGCAAGCCCAGGGCAAAGCUCCUGAUUAUGAUGUCUGACACCAUCCUUCAGACUAUUGCCUUGGCUUCUGGGGAAGAAGGAAGGAGCAUAUCUUAACUGCCACUGUGAUGAAGGAACUGUUCACCACAAAUGAGAAGCUCUUCUUUCUUUCCCUUCAACUGUCUUUUUUUGUUUUAAGUCAGCAUGGCAUGCCUGGGAGCAUGCAAUACCUGCUAGACAAACUCCUCUCAGAGUAAUGUUGACCUUGAGAUAAUUAUUCAGAGGAAAAGAAGACUUCUCUCUGCAGGGUCGUAACAGUGGAAGAACAGUUAGAAACCAUUGGAAGACUUGGCCAGCAGUCACGAAUCCCUCUGAAGAGCUCAUUCAAAAUAACUUUAUGUGGUACUUGCUCUGAGGACCAAGCAGGGACUCUACAACCUGGGCUUGCCUUUGUGAGGCAUUAGUAUAGACCAAAUAAAAAAAAAUGCUGCAGUAAAUUGAAAAGUUUAAGUUUAAAACAACCAGAUUACUGAACAGAUUUAUGAUACCAUGAAUUUAAGUCCAGGAUGGUGUGUAGUUAGUUCCUUUUUCUCUUAUAUUUUUGCUUGAAUCCUUACUCUGGAAAUCACCUGAUGUAGGAGAAGGCUAUGGUGAGCUUAUCUCUGGAACAUCCCAAGUAUUGAAAAUACAGUGAUAUGUGUUUCCUUUCUAAGUCCAUGUUUGUAGUUGCUUUUGAAAUCACUUUUUAAAAUUAUGAUUCAUUAGACUACAGUCAUUAUUUCCCAAACUAAGUCACUUAAGUAUUGAGUACUCUGUGUAUUAUUAUUGACUUAAUAUUUAUGUCUUAAAAUUAAAAUAUUUUAACAAGAAACUAAUCUCUACUCCAGGUGGAAAACCAGCAUCAGUUUGCCAUACAUAAAAGGUAACUAAAAAUAAAUAAAACAAAAAAUGUUACUAAAUUCUAGCUAGACACUAAUGCCUGCCAAGGCUCUGGAUCCAAGAGAUCUGUUCUUUAUCUGUUAUAGUGAGAGAGAUGUUACCCAGCACAAAAUGGGGCUCUCUCUAUGGAAUUAUCAGGAGGAUAAAAGAAAAAUGUAAAGGGAAUGACAUUCACACUGUGAUUCAACAUUAUUUAACUCUGUGUUAUGUACCACCUAAAAUCAUCUGUAGACCAUCAGUGGUGUGGGCCCUACACUGAACUGUACCAAGAGUCAGAAGGUGACUAUUCUCCCAGAGACUCUUACCAUUCUAUGGCUUUAAGGAGUUAAGCACCUAGUGUCUUAGAAAACUUACUUGUUUUCUGAAACAUUAUAAAGAUUGUUCAAGCAGUUAUGAAUUAAAAAUAUAGGAAGUACAGUUUGAUUCCAUUGGCAACAUCUAUAGCUCUCCUGGCUUUGGAAGUUAUCAUCAUGAGAGAAUUUUUGUUUUUGUUUUUAUUUUAAAGAAGUGAUUCCAAACAAGGAAUUCAUAAGGUACUGAAAUUUGAUAUCCAGAAAAACAGUGGACCCAUUACAUAUAAUUUAUGUUACUGGGCAUAUUUAUUAAGCAGAAGAAAUAGUCCAGAGGGUAGUCAUUGAGCUAUCUUGUUUGCCUGAACCAGUAUGAGUAGGUAUGUCUACAACUGUAAAAUCUUGCUUAACUAGAACCUUUUUCUUGCAUCCUCCUUUAGGAGAAUGAGGCAAAAGACAAUAAGUUUAUGAUAUCAGGAAUUUAUUUAAAACAAGAAACUCCAAUUCACCCCAAUUUUCUGCCUCUAUCAAAACUGUAUAGAAAUUUUGUCUAUUCUGAGAAAUACCCCAAGGUCCCUCAUGAUCCUAAAUCAUCAAAUAAAAUUAUGUUUGGUAUUUUGUACUUAACAGCCAGAAAAGUGAAAUGAUACAACUUAGAAAGGUUUUUCUAAACUAAUGGUUAGAAUAAGGGGAGUUUUUUUGUAAAUAGUCAAUUAGCCAGCAAGUUGGAGCAUUCUGGUUAAUUGUGACUGCCGUCAGUUCACAACUCUCCUACAAGUUUGGUUCAUUUUGGUUCUCCUUUCAUUGAAUUACUGAGUUAUGUUUGGUGUAUGUGGAUCUAAUUAGCAAGGACACUUGAAAACUCACCAGCUACCUUUAAAUGCUUAAUUUUGUUUUUGUUUUUGUUUUAUUUUUUCACCAGCUAUUUUGGUUAAAAGGAUGUUUACAUCUUAAUGUAAAAAAAAAGGUAUAAAAAUUUUUUAUGUAAAUAGAAGUGCUUUCUUUCAUUAUUUAGUGCCUGCAUCUCUGAGUUGUCUAUAUAACUUCCCUGUCUCUAUCAUGUUAUUGCCAAAGAAACUGAAUCUGAAAGAGAAAAUUUUGCCAUGAAUGUAAAGAAGUCCUAAGGCUCUUGAGAAAGAACACUUAGGCCUCUAAUGUGUGUGAAGGUAAGAGUUUGCAUUUAUACUGCACUUUCACUUUUAAGAGCAAUCCUCACUUACCUAAUCAUAAAGAGUUUCAUAGGGUUGGGGGAGUAGUGGCUGCCCUCAGGGUAUGAAAGAGUGAACUAGAACUAGGGUGAUCAGAUAGUAAUGACUUAGCUAGGGUCAUAGGGCUAAGCACACACCAUUUAUAAUCUUUUAGCCCAGGACUUUUCCCCCAAAACAGGAGGCUAAUGGAUAACUAUGAUUAUAUUCAGGGAAUAUGUCUAUUCUUGGUAAAAUCAAGGAAUUGGUGGUUUCUUAAAAUAGUGAGCUCAGGCCUGCUAUCAGAUCUAGGUGUACAUUAUAUUUAAUUCAAAAAUACUCCCUUUUGGUUAAGGUGUGAUGUGAGGCAAAAAUACUCUUUUUUUAAAUAUUCUAAAAGUCAUUGCAAUAUUUGCUUGCUGUUUUGGUCUGUAUUUGAAAUGUUUUUAUACUGGGAUCUUUCCCAAAAAAAUUUGAGGCGUCAUACCAAGAAAAGAAAUAUACAAUAAUUUUAAUAAAAUAUGAACAGAAGUGGGAAGAAAAGAUCAGUGAAAAUGAAAGGAAAGGUGAACACAGCGCUGUUAGGGGGUGUAAAGUGAGACUCUUGAGCUCCUCGAAAGUCAAGGAGAGAGAAGGGAAAUGAGUUCCACCUCACUCUAGCUCUGUCUGUAAGUCAGAGCACACCAGUUCCCGAGGGGAGACUUCUUCCUGAUGAAUUCUAGUAAAAAUGUUCUCGCUUAGGGUGUCCUGUGAAAUGUACAAUGCUGAAAAUGAACAAAGUCCUCAGUUGUUUUACACACAUAUGCAUGUUAUGAUUGUGCUUUGGAAUUCAGCCCAUACCAGCUUUCAAAGGCUUUCAUUUGAGGGGGUUUUUUGUGUGCGGAGUUAAUAGACGAUUUUGGUCCCAUAAGUAAGAACUCUUGUCCUAAGCUAAAAAUAAGUAUCUGAGUUAAAGCUUAAAAAUCCAUUUUAGGCAAAUGCUUGGAGAUGUGGAGAACCUUUACUUGACUUUGUGAUUUAUAACUUAUGUAAAGUGAGUGUGUUGUGCUUGGAUUAGCACAUUUAUGCUGUGCGAAAUGUGGUCUUUUUGACGGUGGAAUUUAGUCUGGAGAAAUGCAUGGCUCCAGUUCUGCUAGGCCAUGUCUGGAAUCUCAUUAGAGACCUGAUUUGUCAAGGCUCCACAGAGACCAGAGGUGUCAUAUGAGCUUUCACGUCCUGUUUCAGCAUUGUGUCCCUCUUGAGGUUAGUUGCCCACCCAACACUCAGAUGUUUGGCCUUUAUCCCAGAAGGUUUAUUGAGUAAUGCGAGGUCCCACUCUGAGCUGUUGGAUUCCCAAGAGACAUAACAAAGUGUGGGCCUGUGUGUGUGUGCACAUGUGUGAGCGUGUCUUUACCUGUUUUAUUAUUGUAGCACUUCUGUUCACUGUAAAAGUUAGAGCUAUCAUGGAGUAUGUGGUAAAAGAACGAAUAGGUUAUUUCAAAAGCAGCCGUCACUCAGACCAAAUUAAACACUUAGUCUUACCACAAAUUAAGUCACUCUUCAAGGCUGCAUUUUUUAUCUAUGGUCCAGCCUCCUUUGUAUCUUUCUGCUUUAUUAUUUGUAAGGGAAUGGAGUAUUUCUACCUAAAAAUGCUGUGCUAAAAAAAAGCAAACCUGAUUUUUGGGUUAACUUGAGUUUAGUUAAAUCCUAGGUAAGAGUUAAUAAAAGAAACCCCUCCAACUCUAAGCGUUUUGAAAGAGUUUGUUUGUAAAGGCUCUGUCAGCUGUAAAUUCAGCUCCUCUGGUCUUAUUGAUUAGAAUUAGGUGUGUCUGAUCAUCUUCAUCCAUGUUCUGGGACUGCUGUGGAGUCUGGUAUCUCAUAGCCUCCUGUUUGAACAUUGAGUUUUCCAAAGAGAAGCUGUGUCUGCAGCUGCUACUCUGGUAGCAUCUCUUCCUUGAGUGGCCACAAUUUCUAAAUUACCUUACGUAGCAUGUGAAAUCACAGUGCUGUGUGAUUGGAAGCCAUGUGGCUUGUAUCCUCCUUGCUUAUGAACAGUGAGUGGUGUUGACACAGGUGCACAUUUUCUUCAGCACUGGCAGUAAUUUGUGUAUAAUAGUCUCAGAACAACUGGAAGCUGUAGAAAGCUCAAGGAGAGCAGGCUUGGUUCUCAAAGAGUUCCUGAAAUCAGUACCAUAGCCUUAAGAAUUGUUCCUGCAAUUUCCCUGGCAACAAACAGUAUGUUUUAGCCAUCCUUGCCUGAGUUCUCCUUUGCCCUUCUGGUCCUGCAUCCCGCAGCCCAGCAACACAAGCAUCCCCCCGCAGAAGCCCAUUCAGGCUCCAUCCAUCUGACCCUCGGAGUCGGGACUCAGGCGCCCAUUCCCCAUUUGGUCUCAGCAGCCCCUCCCUAGUCCCACCUUCGUCACUUGCAACAUGUGCCAGUGCCCUUCGUGGAGGCUUGGCUGUCAAGGGCCUCGCCCAGAGGUGAACAAGCAGCAUUUUGCCUUUGUGCUUAAAUUCCUCCGGUACUGAGGACAGUGAUAAGAGUGGUUGUCAGGGCCUUUUGUGGGCCAGGGGUUCCCUACAUGGUUAUCCUUACAGCAGCCCAUGGGACAGGAAGGGCCCUAUUUCAUGUUCACUUGAGGAAACAAGACUCAUGUUCAAACCUGUGGCUCAGGUUAUAUGAAAGAAAACUCUGUGUGUGUGUGUGUGUGUGUGUGUGUGUGUGUGUGUGUGUGUGUGUGCAUGUGCUAACCACUGGACUCUGUGUUAUAGUAGCUGUGGGAACAGACAAGGCCACAUGGGAAAGGCACUGUGUAUGACAAGGAUUUGAUCUUCAGAAAGCGUUCAUGUAGGUUUCUAUCUUACAGACAAAGCACCUGGGAACUUUGGGAGCUAAGGGACUUCACCUCAGUCACAGAGUAACUAAUGGUGACACCCUGAUUUCAUUCCAAAUCAGUCCUACUCAGAACUCAUAUUCUUAACCACCAUGUAACAGUAAGCUAGACAACAUGGAAAUAUAUUGAAGUAUAUAAGUUAUAUAUAUUGAAAUAUAUAUAUAAGUAAUCUACAUUACUUUUUAAAUGAAAGUGAUCUGGUCAGUGUUAACUCCUGCAGUCUAGAUGUCCUAGACUGAAUAAAAUAGUUUUCUAAAAUUCCUACAUCUGUAACAGUAACAUAGAACAAGUGGCUGCUCUUAGAGGUAUGGUGAACCUUAAAUGUGCCUUAGAUCUUAGGGCAGGCAAAGUAGAAAGUUUAGUCUUUGUAGUAAGACUCAUGAAUUCAUGAAUUAAUGAUUUCGAUGUUUAGGCUUCAUUGGUGAUUCACAUGUUACAUUAACUUUUCCUAGCUGAAAGCCAGAAUAGACUGGUGCUUUGAUAUGAAGUAAUUUUAUGGAAAUUCUGCUCUAAGUGGUCCCUAUAUCUGAAAACAUCAAAAGAAAAAUGGAAGCCUCCAUCUCCUGUCUUUCUGGACCCUCUGCCUGCUCUGUGAGCCUAGACUGAUCUCAACCCAGCAGCCCUCCAGGCUCCAAGGACGGCGGGGGGCCUUGAUAAAAGGACUCCUGGCCGCACUGCUAUCCUGCAUGGCUGGUGCUGGCUUGGUGUCCGGAGGGGAACAGAGUAAAGGCUGCUCUGACCGUUUGAAAGUGACCUUCCCACAGAUUCCCCCUUGUAUGGUGCUUUCACAUCAUUUGUCUCUCUGUGUUCGGCUCUAAAAUCUUAAAAUCCUAAUUCAGUUGUGUUCAGGUUUGUGUCAUACAGGUGGCCUAGCACUUGAAGAUUAAAGAGGUAUACAAAUAUCUAGAAUCAAAAAAUGACAGAGGAGGAAGAAACCACGGCCAUCAGCCAUUCGAAUGGCCUCUGUUCUGGUGCCUGCCUUUUGAAGCAGUGACCUCUGCGGGUGGGAAGGAAAGACAGGCAAGAGGACAGCAAAUAUCCUUCUCCUCCCAAGAAAGUGAAAACACUGCCAAAGGGCUGUUUUGAGAACCUGGAAGAAUAAGAAAAGCUAUGAUACUAUAGUAAUUGGAUCUCAUUUCCUCUCUUGUCAACCUUGAGGAGGGGCAAGCCCUCUUUCCCUGCCAAGAUCAUCAGUACCCAGCCAGAUGCACACACCGGACGGAAGCGCCUGUGGGCUAGUGCUAUGGGCUUUUGUCCCCGAGGAUCAGAGCUGCCCCAGGGGCUGCACCAGUCCUUUUUCCCACUGCCUCCUAGGCCGGGGGCGGGGUGGGGGAAGGUCAGCACACACGAGAAAAUGUAUGUGAAAGCUCUUCAUACACUGUGAAGUUCAUCCAGGUGGGGGGGCAUGGUAUUCUCCGGCCUGCUGUACACCCCCCACCGCCCUCCUCCCCACUGUCAGCACCAGGCCUUCCCUCUCCCGACGCUAGGCUCUGGUAUUUGCUACGGCUGGUCCAGCCCAGCUGCGUCGGUCCUUUCCUUCUGGAGGGCACUUUUACAGUAUUUGUUCUCUUCAGUGUGGAGUUACUCUGAUUUAGAGAAAUUCAAAAGCUUUGGGUUUUCGUGGUCCGUUGUCCCUGCCUUUGCUGUUCUCUUGUUCAGGUGGCCGUGCGAAUCUGCUCAGCACUGCUUUGGACUAUUGUACAUCCUGAGGCCCAAGAAUGCUUUCCUGCCCUGCAGUGAUACAGGGUCAGCAUCUUUUCCAGGCCCUGAGAAAUUCACUUUCUGCUGAUUAGCUAAACUCAUGGCCAAAUUUAUGGAAAAUACCCAUCUUUUAUCAUGUAAAACUGCAUCUCUAGACACGAUUUAGCUGUACACCACUUGGGUGGUAUUUUCUUUUGCAAAAGUGUGCUUGUUAAUUCUGAGUCUUAAAGUAACAUGGCUACCUGGUGAAUAUUUAGCUUCAGCUCCCUCAGUGUGCCAAGGUUUGCUGUGCCUUCCUGCUAACGGUGAUAAACUCACCUGCAAUCAAAUCACUGCCACGUUUGCAGUCUCUCUUGCUUUUAGUUGUCUUUGCUGUUGGUGGGCAUUAAAGUGUGUUCAAAACUCAUCCCACACAUCAAAGGCAUUUUUGCUAAUAAGUUUGUCUAAUUAACUUUCUAGGCAUGGAUAUACUUUUGGGGAAAAGGGAGAAACAAGUGUGUUCUCUGGGAUUAGCUCAGUGGAGAUAGGAUGACUUAUCCCUUGUCCAGCCCGCGCUGGGUGUGUGCACGCAUGCGUGUAGCUUCAUGGGCCUGCCUGAGCGUGUGGUGUCUCCCAGCCAUGGCAGGGUGGGAAUCCUUCAGUUAAGGUCACCACCUAAGCUAAUCAGCUUGUAAAGUCUGGCCUUACCACUUGCUCUCCUUUUCUAAUUGACAUGCCUCAGCCCCGAAGGGUUCUCAGAGUUCACAUUCACUCUAUACAAUUACAUCCUUCACCAUGCACAUUUCAAUUCCCAACAACGUCUAUUUUCUUUGGAGCAGGAAACCUGCCUAUGAGCAGGACUACUAUAGUUAUGUCCACAUGCUGCAUUGUUGCAGUGAACCCAAGGAAAUAUUUUUCACUGGCUCCUUCAUUUUCACUUGUGCUAAACUUAAUUUGACCAAGCCCCUCUGGUUUUAUUUCCUGAACCCAAAUAUAAUCCUGCAUUUGAUGGGUGCAGCAGGCAGGAAGUGCUGAGAAGGGCCCCUGCCUUCCUACCAGCUCUGCCUUCCUCGCAGGAGCAGAGGAGUCCUGGGCCACGCAAGAAGUUACCUGCAUGGCCUUAGCAGACAGGCCCACUUGGGAUCUCGUCUGUUAACUACCAGCUGUGUGGGCUUAGGCAAAUAGCUCAACCCCUCUGUGACUGUUUCGUCAUCCGUGAAAUGGUGUGGCCAGGAGAACUGAGAUAAUGUUUGUAUGGUGCUUAUCCCAGAGUCUGGCACACAGAGAGUGUCCCAUAAGUGGGAGCCGUUAUUAUUAGGUCUCCAGGUCAAAUCAGUUCACCCGGGGCCUGUAGCAACUCUUUCUAUCCACUUGGGGCCUUUUGACAAUCUGUAUACUCAUCUGUAUUUUCAACUUUCUUUCCCUUAGCAUAGAAACAUGCUUGGCCCACUUGUUUUAAAACAUCCACCCCUCGACCCUGGAUCUUUGCUGGUUCUAUCCUCAGUCACUUGUCCCCUUCACUGCUGGUCCACCUCCUCAUCUCUUCGUUCCUCAGCCUCCUGCACCCCGGCACCUGCUCCUCAGUCUAGUGAGUCUGCUCUUGCCCAGGUCACCAGUGUUCUUCUACCUGGCUGCCGUAAUGGCAUCCUCUCCAGAGCAGCUAGCUGCCCUGCCCUCUGUCAAGCGAGGCUCUACCUUGCGAGGCUCCUUCUGCAGUGUCCCACUGCCCCACCAAGGGCUGAAUGCACUGGUUUUUGGACCAGAACCAGGCUCAUGGCCCAAGCCACAAAUCAGACCAGGACACAUCACCAGUGAAAGUGUUUAAUAGUUAAAUUAUUUAAAUAGACUUUUCAAUUUCCAUGGGAAAUCAUAAUUGUAUCUGUUUUUUGCAAGAGCAGGAAUAAAAAGAGUGCACACCCCUUGGAGGGAAUGAAGAGCUAGCACUGCAAGUGGCCACCAGUCACUGCUGGGAUGGGGAGGACAGGCCCCCUCGAGGCCAGAGAGGCAAUGGCCAACAGAGGGAAUGGGGUGGGGUGGGGGUUCCUCAGCACACAGACAGUACUUAGGCUGGAAGCAAAAUGAAAACCCAGCACCACUGGCGGACAAUAUGGCGGGGUAGGGACUUGAGAACAGGACCACGGAGAAAGCUAUCCCCUUGCAAUAGAUGCAAGAGGGGUGAUGCAGAACUCAAAGGAUGGAGCAGCAAAAGUGUGGACAGACUCAGGCUGGCAGUUUUCAAUCCAGGAAAAAAAGUUUUACUUCUCAGAGCUGUGUUCAAAUUGGGGUGGGAGCUGGUGUGUGGAAAGGGGAGGCCAGGGUUAGUGUCCAGUGAGAGGUGGUAGGUGGGGGUCCAAGUAGCGUUUUGGAGCUGUUACACAGCUGCCUCCCCACCUCCAAGCUUGUGCUGGAGUUGAGAAUAGUUCUGUCCUGAGAAGCAAUGCAAAAAUCUGGGGCACAUGUCCAAGGACUCUGCUUGAGGGCAUCUCUGUGAUAGUAUGUCCUUUUCCAGAUGCCUCCUCACAGGGUAUAAAAACUUGGCAUUAACCGCCACCUCCCAAGAAAACAAAAACCAGACAAAAUUUCUGCUAGUUUUGCCCCGUGAAGCUAGGCUCUACCCUUUCUUCUGGUUUACAGGUGGGGGGCAAGGCCACCACACUUCCCUGAACCUAAACACCGCACAUUACAUCCCCAAGACUAAGGGAUCAUCUCAGGAGAGAGCCACCUGCCCCUCAGCCACCUGGAAGGCCAGCCAGGUGCAGUUCCUCACCCCCGCCCGAGCUGGGGCCAUCCGCUGACCUCUCUGAGCUGCAAGAGCUGCCUCUCCUCGGCUGCCAUCGCAAGGAGGGGACGGGUGCGCAGUGGCGGCUGUGUGCUCUGCCACAGGCCGAGGCUGCUUCCCUUGUUCCCACCUUGGCCUGAGGUGGGAAGGAAGCUUUUUGUUUUCAUUAUAUUUGCAUUUUACUUACGGAAGUGAUUCUGUGUGUGUGUGUGUGUGUGUGUGUGUGUGUGUGUUAGAGAGGUGGGAUAAUGUGUACAUGCAUCUUCCUACUUAAUCUGAACCCAAAAAGACAUGCUCACUGCUCUGGCUGGACCUGGGAAAAACAAAACUGCCAAAUCUGAAGGGAGGGAAACAGGUGUUUUGUCUGAGACCAGUUCCACAGCAUAAACACACACACACCGGUGCACACGUGGACAUACAUACAGUACAAAUGAGCACAAACACCCGGCUGUACACAGCUGUUUUCUAAUAUAGAGAAUUUACAAAAUAUAGAAUUUGGUAUAUUUGUUAGCUCUCCAAGGUUUUCAAUAAUACAAAAUAAAAAUACAAAAAAGACAAGUUGGAAU
Messenger RNA from Manis javanica (Malayan pangolin), 11538 nucleotides. RefSeq names its product SEC22 homolog A, vesicle trafficking protein (gene SEC22A). Gene Ontology annotation, biological process: endoplasmic reticulum to Golgi vesicle-mediated transport. The record is from RefSeq and is a predicted model, not a curated record. Lineage: Eukaryota; Metazoa; Chordata; Mammalia; Pholidota; Manidae.